Molecule: messenger RNA, 2079 nt
Organism: Exaiptasia diaphana
Lineage: Eukaryota; Metazoa; Cnidaria; Anthozoa; Actiniaria; Aiptasiidae
Exons: 2
Coding region: 77-703 (208 amino acids)
Cellular component (GO): cytoplasm
Source: RefSeq, a predicted model, not a curated record
UUUUGCACAAUUUCAAGACAUCCAUUUAAUUAGAUCAUUGAAGCUUGUAAAUCCUGUCGACCAGACAAACACCAAAAUGCAAAUGCAGAGCACGCCAAAGACACUGCUUGACAACUUCAAAACUGAUGAUAUAUUCACUCACGUGAUACUGCACCAUGACAACAGCAAGUCACAUGACAUGAAUAAUUGCGAAGAGGCACUGCAUGAUGGGAAAUGCAAAAUGAUGAGCAACUGGGCCAAUGCUUUCAGAGACAAAACAGAGAAAUCAAAGUCUAUAUUACUAGUGGGCCAACGUGGAAUAGGCAAAACUCUAUUCACCAAAAAGCUUAUUGAUGACUGGAGUCAAGAUGGCGGCGUGUUUGGGAAAGCUGGAGAAGAAGACUUAGUCAAUGGUGUUUGUAAGCUAGGAUACUUGAUGUCCGUUGAAGAGCUUAACUCUUUUGAAGAGAAAGAAUUCAGCCUUGUGGAUUUGCUCAAACAUGUUACAGGGGUGAGCAAGAACAGUGAAAGGACUACUUUGGUCGAGCAGCUCAUCCAGAAUCCCGAAAACUUGCUUUUGGCUUUUGAUGACUUCGAUGAAUUCAAAGACCUAGUUCAAUGUAUGGAUAGUAAUCUUGAAAGUACGUUUCCUGAUGACCCAAACACGAAAAUGCCUUUGAGUUUAUUGAUAAAUAGAUGUUGUACAUUUGCCAAAGUCAAUUAAUGAGCUUUAUAGUAAUGUAACAGAAUCAAUUGAAACGAACCACAACGUGGCAACUUUGGAAAAUACUACAGGAGGCAGCGCAGAUGCGCCAACACUGGCAAUGCUGUCUCAACUAGCAGUCAAUUUGGCAUUAGAUCAGAGAUGCAGUUUUUUUGAAGAAGACAUUAAGAAGCUCAAACUCAGAGAUCCUGAAGUAGCCUACCUUAAGUCGAGUAGCCUGGUAUAUCGCACGUCUUGCCGAAGAAAACCAGAUGAAGUGGUCUUUGAAUUCAGAUUUUGCCAUCCAACUGUUCAAGAUUAUUUCGCUGCUUUGGGGUUUGUUCGCAAAAAGGAAACGCCUGGGAGAAAACUUGGGUUCUUCUCAAGGAGACAGGUGGUAGCAGUUGGUGAGAUGGUCGUACAGUUCAUGGCAGGGAUCAUGGAUUCUGAAAGGAAUAAAGGAUUGCUGCUUAAGCUGAUAAAGUACAUUGGAACCCCAAUGGAGUAUACUGCAAGUCACAGAAUACUAAUAUUGAGAUGUUUGUAUGAUUUCGGUAAUGAAGAAUUCGCUGCUUCACUUGUUAAAAAGAAUCAGAAGAAUUUAUUCUGGGAAAACGAGGGGAUUAUUAGAAUAUACCACUAUACUGAGACCGAUUGCCAAGCUGUUGUUUUCCUUCUCGAUAUCAUAAACAACUUAACAGAGAAAAAGCAAAUCAAAGGAAUGGUUCCUCCUGAGACAUUGCACAUUGAGAAUUCUUCUUGCAUGACCUGUAAUGAUUUAGAGGACAUUUUCUCUUCGUUGGCACACAUCCACUGCCCAGUUAGAAAACUUUUUAUGAGUAAUUUUCAUUUCAAUGAUGGCAAUUUGGAAUCUUUAAGCAAGUGCUUGCCAGCAACUCGCAUCACCGAUCUGGAUUUGUGCUCUUGUAAAAUGACAAACGAUGCCAUGAUGUCUAUUUUGUUGCAUUGUGAUAAGGUAAAAUCACUCAAAUUGUCGUUCAAUGAUAUCAACCACCUGGGAAAGUUACCCGACUAUCCCAAUUUUCACAAAUUAAGUGAACUUGACCUUUCUUACAAUCAAGUGACAGAUGAUGACGCAAUGGCAGUAAUACAACAUUGCCAAAACUUGGCCAAGCUUAACUUGUCUUAUAAUUGUAAAUUAUCAAAUGAAUGUAAAAAGGAAAUCCGCCGUCUAUGCAAGGAAAUGUAUCCAUCUCUCAAGCUCAACAUAUAAAAACUUUCCUUGCACAAAUGUUAACUAGACGCUCUUAGAUCGCUUACCCGGGUCGUAUGUGGCUAAAUGCAAGCCCUGAUCGAUUGUACUGAUUCUCUUAUAAUGUGCUGCAUGUAAAUACAUAUGAUAAUUCCCAAUAAAAAUGACCUUUUUAACUUUUGAA